AUGCAGAUGGCGCUCGCAGCCGCCGACGUAUCGCCGGCGCGCCGCACCGCCGCCGCCGGUCUCCGCUCUAACGAUAUGGGCCCUCAGGGCGUCAAAAAGAAAUUCAAAGGACAAAAGAAGUUUUGUGCCCAAACAGACUUAAAUAUCUUGUUACAUUUUGGAUACAAGUUCAAUCUAAGGCAAUCGUCGCGUGAUGGCGCAUGGAUUGCUUGCGGACGGCGUGGUGCUGGUGCGCGGCGCUGGUGCUCGCGUCGCUGGCCGCCGCCGGCCCGCGCUACAGCAGCCGCAUCGUGCACACGCACGCAGGUACAACCUAGCACGAACGGACAUAUAUCCCGGACCGUGUUUGAUUACAGCCACGUAAGCAGGAAGUACACAGGAGCGAUCCGCGGUAUCAUAGUGGAGCCGGCCUCCCGGCGGCUGGAGCCGGUGGAGGUGUUCCUGGGGGUGCCGUACGCCGGGGCUCCAGCUCGCCUGGCGCCGCCGCCCCCCGCGCCCAGCUGGCCUGGCACUCGCCUCGCCGACGCCUUCGCCCCCGUCUGCCCGCAGCGGUACCCCGACAUAUCCAACAAGAGUGCGGCGCUGGCCAAGAUGCCGCUGGGCGUGUACAACGAGCUGAGAGCGACGGUGCCGCUCCUGGCCAACCAGAGCGAAGACUGCCUGUACCUCAACAUAUACGUGCCCGGUAGCGGCGCGCGCGGCGUGGAAGCGCCGUACGCGUUGGUGGUGUGGGCGGGCGGGCCGUCCCACGAGUGGGGCACCGCCAACGCACUCGACGGCGCCGUGCUCGCUGCGCGCGCGCAUCUGCUCGUCGUCACCAUCAACUAUAGGCUAGGAUUGUUAGGUUAUUUAACUCCGGGCGUGAGGUCCACUGCGGUGCAAGCAGCUGGGGGUGCUGCGGUGCUGGACGUGGCGGCAGCGCUGGGCUGGGUGCGGCGCAACGUGGCGGCCUUCGGGGGGGACCCGCGCCGGGUCACGCUGGCUGGCCACGCCGCGGGGGCUGCGCUCGUCAACGCGCUGCUCAUGCUGCCCGACAGUAAAGGGCUAGUGUCCCGGGUGCUCCUACUGAGCGGCUCCGCGCUGAGCCCCACGGCGCUGGCGCCCGACGCCGCACUGGCCAGGGAGCACACUGCACAAUCCCUGCGGUGUACGCCAGAAACCACCAAUGACGAGAACUGGUUCGUAGAAUGCAUCCGCGCCCGACCACUAGCGGCACUGUUGGCAGUGGAAGCUCCGAAGGCACGGUUCCUGGCUGGCUGGGCACCAUCAGUCCCCAUCUCCAGGGAAACUGCCUCGCAAGGGCAGGCUCCUACCAGAGCGCUGCAUGCCAGCGAGGCCUUCCUAGACUGUGCACUCGCGGUAGUGGUCGCUACCACUGAGAGCUACCAGUUUUUCAAUGAAGAAGACAUUCGACAUGGCUUUGAAGAAGAACAUAGGAACCGCAUCCUCCGCACAUACGUCCGCAACGUGUACCGCUACCACCGCAACGAGAUCUUCGCGGCCAUCCGGAACGAGUACACAGACUGGGAGAAGCCUAUCCAGCAUCCGAUCAACAUCAGGGACGCAACGCUGGAGUCUCUCAGCGAUGCCGCCGUCACUGCACCAGCUCUCAGGGUCGCGCAACUGCAUGCAAGGAGGGGAGCCAGAACUUACUUCGCGCAUUUUGCACACCAAAGCAAGGAUGCUGAUUACCCCCAACGGCUAGGUAGUGUUACGAGUGAAACCCUGCCUUACUUCCUGGGGCUGCCCCUGGUGGGUGGCAUGCAGUACGCGCCGCGGAACUAUUCGCGCGGGGAUGUAGCUGUGGCUGAGAUGUCCGUGUCCCUGCUUGCUGCCUUCGCCAAGACAGGGGACCCUACACCACGAGCCGAAGAGAGGCAUCACGACGGUGCUACUAGCUGGCCUAGAUACGAAAUGAAUACUCAACAGUACUUAAGUAUAGGGGAAAAUCAUCCAAUGACUUCUCCCGCCCAGGGUAAGGCGAGAGAGAGUGUCAGACUCUUACUGACCAAAAACCCCCCCGUUCCUUCUCCUGCUCUGGGCCGAGGUCGCGGUGCCUCAUUGCGCUUACCCCGCAGCCCCGGCUAA
This is a messenger RNA of Spodoptera exigua (beet armyworm), 2088 nucleotides long. NCBI's taxonomy places the organism in Eukaryota, Metazoa, Arthropoda, Insecta, Lepidoptera, Noctuidae. The record is from the annotation of a GenBank genome assembly.